Oncorhynchus gorbuscha (pink salmon) is the source of this 756-nucleotide messenger RNA. Its product is annotated as proline-rich receptor-like protein kinase PERK2. The transcript has 3 exons. Lineage: Eukaryota; Metazoa; Chordata; Actinopteri; Salmoniformes; Salmonidae. The record is from RefSeq and is a predicted model, not a curated record. The annotation marks the transcript as partial.
CCAACCCCACGUCCCCCUCCUGCCGGUUCCCAACCCCACGUCCCCCUCCUGCCGGUUCCCAACCCCACGUCCCCUCCUGCCGGUUCCCAACCCCACGUCCCCUCCUGCCGGUUCCCAACCCCAUCGCCCCCUCCUGCCGGUUCCCAACCCCACGUCCACCUGCCGGUACCCCACCCCAAGUCCACCUGCCGGUUCCAACCCCAUGUGCCCCUGCUGGUACCCAACCACACCCCAAGUCCACCUGCCGCCCCUCCUGCCGGUUCCAAACCCCAACUGCCCCUGCUGUACCCCCGCCGUACCCAACCCCACCAGUCCCUCCUGCCGGUACCCAACCCCAAGUCCCUCUGCCGGUACUCCAACCCCAAGUCCCUCCUGCCGUCCACCUGCCGGUUCCCACGCUCCCUGUACCCCAACCCCACCCUGUCCCUCUGCCGGUACCCUAACCCCAAAUCCUGCCGGUACACCAUUGCCGGUACCCCACACCACGCCCCUGCCGGUUCCCACCCCACAUUCCCUGCCAGUACCUCACCCUCAAGUCCCUUCUGCCGUACCCAACCCACCUCCCUGCUGGUACCUAACUCACGUCACCCUGCCGGUACAACCACGCUGCCCCUAACCCUAAAUCCCCUGCCGGUACCCCACACCACGCCCUCUGCCGGGUACCCCACACGCCCCUGCCGGUUCCCCACCCCACAUUCUCCUGCCAGUACCCCACCCCAAGUCCCCCUGCCGGUACCCAACCCCACCUCCCUGCCG